Messenger RNA from Emericellopsis atlantica, 3552 nucleotides. RefSeq lists its product as uncharacterized. Gene Ontology annotation, biological process: regulation of transcription by RNA polymerase II. Bases 220 to 3312 code for a protein of 1030 amino acids. NCBI's taxonomy places the organism in Eukaryota, Fungi, Ascomycota, Sordariomycetes, Hypocreales, Bionectriaceae. Gene Ontology annotation, molecular function: transcription cis-regulatory region binding. The transcript has 3 exons. Gene Ontology annotation, cellular component: nucleus; SWI/SNF complex. The record is from RefSeq and is a predicted model, not a curated record.
ACUACCACAAGCCUCACAUCCCGCGACCUAUCAUCGGCUUGGCGUUGCGUGACUUGGAUUUUCUGGACGACAUUUCUUGAAUAAUACUUUGCGCUCGACUUUAUUCUUGGGCUCCGGGGAUCGAAACACGUUGUAUACCAGAAGGGCAAGUGCAACUGUUAACAGGUUGCUGCACCUGAAGACAAGCCGCGAAGGCUCAGUCGAGCCUGGCACAUCGCCAUGAGCAAUUGGAUGAAUGACGCCAAUCCGAACCACAAUGGCAACGGCUUUCCUCACAUGAACGAUCCGAACGUUGCGAGUGCCAUGAUGGACCCCUCUGCCUUCAUGGCCAACCCGGGCCAAUUCAAUCCUGCGCAGCUGCAAAAUAUGCAGAAUGGCGCGAUGCGCAACCCUUCCCCAGCGACGAUGCAACAAAAUCCAUCGGCCUACCAAGGCAACUCUGUCAUUCCAUCAAAAAGACCUAGACCUUCCGACGAUGGUGCAUCGGGUUCCCCGACGCAAAAUCCUGGCAUGCUGCCAAACUCGCGAUCGCAAACACCGCAGCAGCAGAACUUUCCUCCCGGGUUUCAGCAGACGGCCGGGCAAUUCCCACAUCUCCAAGCCAAUGGCUCCGCUAACGCGAGUCCAUCGCCCAUCAUGAACAACCAGAUGCGUCCCGGCAGCGUGCCACAACGAGUCGCGACCGCCUCACCACAUCCAUUCUCUCCCAGCACCCAACAAUUCGCUCCGCACGCUUCGCCUGUUCCUUCCGAGCAAGGGACGCCCCAGCCAAAUCAGUUCAUGCAGCAACAAAUGCAGCAGCAGCCGCAGCAGCAACAGAACAUGCCACCGGGCUAUAACCCAGCGUUUUCCCAGUCGCCUUCGAAUGCGCGCCCUUCGCCGAACCCGAACGCGAUGAUGCCUCAACACAUGGCUCAGAUGCAGCAUAUGCAGCAAAUGGGCCAUAUGUACCCCCAGAUGCAGCAGCAGCAACAUCAGCAACAACAGCAGCAGCAGCAGGCUCAGCAACAAAUGGGCAUGGCACAACAGCAACAACGGUCGCAAAUGCCCCAGACACCCACCGAACAGCAGAAGCUAGCUGCAUAUCAAGCGCGACUCCAGCAGCAGCUCCAGGGCAACAUGCAGAUGGGACGCGGCAUGAUGAACAAGCCUCCUCAGCAAAUGUCAGGCACGCCCAAUGGUCAAGCCCCCCAAGCGCAAGCAAUGCGACAACGGCCUGGGAUGACAGCUGCGAACCCCGAGCAGUUUAUGAAGAACCUCACGUCGUUGAUGAGCGCAAAAGGAUUGCCGCUGGAUACCAAUCCUAUGAUUGCCGAUCCGCCGCAAAUGCCAAACGCCGCUCUCGCCCUCAAGCAUAUCUACGAGCGCAAUCUGUACACUUUUGAAGAGGUCUGGAUGGCUCAGCAUAAGCAGCGCAUGAUGCAACAUAAGCAGCAGCAACAGCAGCAGCAGAUGCUACAAGCCCAAGGACAGCAAGCCCAGAACCAGAUGCAAAUGCAGCAACAGCAACAGGCGCAAAGGCAGCAGCAACAACAACAGCCGAGCCAGCAUAUGCAUCCGGGACAACAGCAGCCACAACAGACACAGCAGCCCAAUCUGCAGCAGCAGACGCCAGUGAAACCUCCGGUAAAUGGUCUGAGCACCCCGCAGCAACAGCACAUGGCCCAGCCUCCCUCUGCUCAAGGUCACCAACGCAACAGUAUGUCAAGAGGCGUGGAAACACCUGUCCAGUCUGACUUUGUCAUGCCUUCACCUGCCCACAGCAAAGCUGGCAGCAUUCCAAUGCAGCAACAGCAGCCACUGCAGUCGCAGCCGCAGCAGCACAUAGCUCACGACCGCGGCGAGCCACCGGCACCCUCAGAGGUCCUUCGCAAAUCCGACGAAUACACGCCAUGCUCUCGAGAACUCACCUCGCAUGGUGGCAUCGAUCUGGAUAGCGUCUACCGCCUAGGACACGAGCUGCUACGGUUUGACCCUGCAGUGCCCCAGAUUGCCGAGCUGGGUAACAUCGAUAUCCAUGCCUUGACAAAAGGUCUGCAAAGCGGCAUACAUGGGGAGAUCAAAGUUGCCCUUGACACUCUUGUCACCGUUUCCAACUCACCGCAUCAGCCUCACCACUUUAUCAGGCUACCUUGGUGUGAUGACUUGAUAGACUCACUGAUUGACGCUGCCGAAGAGCCUAUCAGUGUUCUAGUGGAUCAUACGGCGGAAGUAUGCGACGAACUGCAGAUUGCGCACUACGACGAGGUUGUGCGAGCCUGCCGCAUUGAGCAAUGGACGAUACAGGAACGCCCAGCAUAUCGUAGCAGCGCCUACCAGAUCGACCGAGCUGUCGACCGCCUGAUUUGCAUUACCACGAUUCUGCGCAACCUGUCGUUCCCAGGACCCGGUGAUCAGAACGAGAACCAACCAAUCCUUGCAGAGGACACCGUUGUCAAGUUCCUUUGUGUCAUCAUCCGCUAUCUGGGCACACGAACCAUGUUUCUACGCACGCAUGCCAAUACCUUGGAUCUUAUGAAGGAUCUGGUGGUGCUGCUGUCAAACAUUGCUGGUUCAAUGGAGAUUCCGGGUCGCGAUGAGGCUCUCUGCCUGCUUCACUUCUUGGUGGCUUUUGCCCCAGGUCCAGGACCUACCAAAUCCGACAACAACACCUGGAUAUUCCCACCGUUCGAACCUAGCUUGCAUCCCUACCUCCCUCAUGCUGUUGAUGCACUGGCAAAACUAUUUGCCCGCGAUGAGCCGAACCGAACUCAUUUCCGCACGGUCUUUUUGCUGGAUGGUGGCAGCGAUCCUACCUAUGAACUACUGACACGCACGUUUGCCCUUGCUAUCUCGCCAGUACCCGACAAAGUCAUCGAGAGGCAUCGCGCCGCCAAUCAGCCUCCACUCUUCGAGACACGGAAACCGAGCAUCAUGCAAGGCCUACUCUGUGCCGAGAUUCUUGUGUCACUAGCUCCAGGCCCGGAGUCGGGUCUGACCAAGUCGUGGCUUCGGGGUGACAUCAACAUCGCUCAGAACUUGCUGGAGAUGGUAUCACGCUUGUCUCGCAUAUACGAAGCGCAGACGAUGCACAAGGGCGGCCGAGGUCCCCCGAGGCGAGAUUUGGAGUUGGUUUUCAUCGCAUCCACUGCCAUUGCAGUCGUACGACGACUCUUUGAGAAGGCCAAGGAUUUGAGCGACUCAGACAAAGAAGUCCUGGCAUAUCUCCCGUCGUCGGACAAGCUCCUUGAGAUCACCAGUCUCACCUCGGCCGACUGGGCAAAGGAGGGCUUGAUGCAGCAGUACACAGCCUGCCAUAGUCUCGGACGAUGACGGGAACGGGCUUUCUCUCGACUCAUGCUUGGCUUUACGAAUUGCACAUAACACAAUGGCGCUUGGGAGACGCCAUGAGCUGAAUAUAUACCAAUUAACGACGACGACACAAGCGCUUGGAAAAACGGGGUGUAUGCGACUGGCGUGCUGUCUUUUAUGAGAAGGAUGGGGAUUGAAUUGAGCGCGUGCGAGCGCGCGCGCGCGCACACAUACACACAGCGAAGUCGCGGCUUUAGAGCU